AUGCGCAGUUUAAAGAAAACCUCCACCACGCGCCGGCCGCAGACCCUCGUUGACGAGCUGCAAGCGAACUCAGGCGUGUACACCGCACUGAACACGGCUCGCGACCUCAAAAACAGUCGGACAAGACACGCAAAGCAGCAGCGUAAACAGGAGCGGCAGGGGGCCAAACAGCGCAAGGCCCAGUUCUUUUCCGCUGCUUCACAGCAAGCACAAACCGCCCCCAAACAACAGCAGUCCGCUACCAAAUCAAAACGCCCCUCUGACGAUGCAGAGCACGCUGACUCUCCGCCCAAGAAGAAGGCCCGUGUCGAGCCCGAGCACCCCGUCCCUGUCGUAGCCUCGAGUCACGUACCAAAAAGUCAAAAGGAGAAAGAAGAGGACGCGUAUAUUGCGUAUCUGGAGGGCAAACUUGGCUAUGACAAGAAAAAGAAGGGAAAGAAGGAGGACGAUGGGCUUGACGAUUUGUUUGACUUUACGGAGUCAUUGGGAAUUCUAGGAGACGAUGGAAUAUCGGACGAAAUCUCUGAGGAGGAGGAAAAUUACAUCGAAGAAGAGGUCGAAGCAAGUCAAGAUGGUAAUGACGAAGAUGAAGAGGAAUGGGGCGGAAUCAAUCAAGAAGACAAUGAUACUAACGAGGACCAAGACGACGACGAAAGCAUCGUUGACGAGGUUGAAUCAGCGUCAAAGCCGUCUACUAGCACGACCUACGUUCCUCCUCAUCUACGAAAGCAGUCCCAAAAUGUAUUGGAGUCUGAGGUCCAACUUAAACUCACGAGACAAUUGAAGGGUCAACUCAACAGAAUGACCGAACAAAACAUUGCUUCCAUCCUGGACAGCAUCGAGGACAUAUACCGUAAGAACCGACGAAACGACGUUACGACGACGCUCACGACUCUCAUUAUCGAUGGCAUCUCGUCCCAUUCUUCAUUACUUGACUCGUUUGUUGUCCUCUAUGCCGCAUUCGUCUCGAGUCUGCACAAAAUCAUUGGCAUUGAAUUCGCCGCCCACUUCGUGCAGAGCGUCGUUUCUGCUUAUGAACAGCAUUAUACCGGCGUAGAAGCACUAGACGCUAACCCCGAAGCCCCCGCACCAAAAGAAUGCUCGAACUUGAUCGUACUCAUAUCAGAACUCUACAACUUUCAGGUCAUUUCCUGUGUUCUUGUCUAUGACAUUAUCCGCGGUCUCUUGGAAACGGAAUUGACUGAAUUCAAUGUCGACCUGCUGCUCAAAAUCGUGCGCAAUUCGGGCCAGCAACUUCGACAAGACGACCCCUCGUCAUUGAAGGACAUUAUUCAGAUUGUGCAGAGCAAAAUCUCUGAUCACACAGAAACACUGAGCUCUCGCACGCGGUUCAUGGUCGAGACACUGUCAAAUCUCAAGAACAACAAAGUCAAGCGGAACGUUACGCUAAAUCAAGGCUAUGAUGCGGUCGAGCGGAUGAAGAAGUUUCUCUCCGGGUUGGGCAAGAACAGACAUGUCAUGGCGCACGAACCGCUCCGCGUCUCUUUACAGGACCUCCAUUCCGCAGAAAGGAAGGGCAAGUGGUGGUUGGUCGGAGCUGCCUGGGGAGGCGAUCCACUUGUCGAAGCGGCCGCGGCAAAAGAACCUGCAAGAGCAAGAGAAGAACUCGGAGACAACGCGCUGUUAAAGCUCGCCAGGAAACAGGGCAUGAACACCGACAUCCGACGAAGCGUGUUUGUGGUCCUAAUGAGCUCGGAUGACUACGUUGAUGCCUGUGAACGACUUUCGCAGCUGAACUUGACCGAGGUUCAACAGCGGGAGAUUGUGCGGGUGUUGUUGCACUGUUGUGGCAAUGAAAAGACGUACAACCCCUACUACACCCUUGUGGCGCAACAUCUCUGCCGCUCUUCGCAUUCGUAUAAGAUCACGCUGCAGUUCUGCCUGUGGGACUUUCUACGGGAUCUCGGGGAGGUCAACGUCGGCGGUGCAGAAAUCAUGAAGAAUCUAAAGGACAAUGAAGACGGUUUCGAUGUGAAAAAUAUCUCGAGCUCGCGCAUGCGGAAUGUUGCCCGGGCUUACGCUUGGUGGAUCGCGAAAGACUGCCUCACGCUCGCUAUACUGAAGCCAGUUGACUUUACGACGCUCAAGUCGCAGUCCACCGCCUUUCUCAGGGAGCUCUUCGUCCAGCUCUUCGUGUGCAGCCAGACUUCGACACCGCUCGCUGACAUCAAUGCAUUGCCAGCCACUCGUAAUCGUAGUUCGGUCGAGGAAAUCUUCAUCAAGGCCACACGGAUCGAGACGCUGGCGAUAGGGCUUGCGUAUUUCCUCACAGAGACGCUGCAAAGUGAGAGCGACGUUGUUCAGUGGGCUUGCGGGGUUGCCAAAGACACAUUGCGGACAGGUGUAGACUUUAUUCCGUCAUUGUAG
This is a messenger RNA of Mycena indigotica, 2388 nucleotides long. RefSeq names its product MIF4G/MA4-domain-containing protein. Gene Ontology annotation, molecular function: protein binding; RNA binding. NCBI's taxonomy places the organism in Eukaryota, Fungi, Basidiomycota, Agaricomycetes, Agaricales, Mycenaceae. The coding region runs from base 1 to 2388 and encodes 795 amino acids. The record is from RefSeq and is a predicted model, not a curated record. Gene Ontology annotation, cellular component: nucleolus. The transcript has 13 exons. Gene Ontology annotation, biological process: ribosomal small subunit biogenesis.